AACUGAGCGUUGGGUUAGUAAUUAUCCGCUCUUGUUCGUCCCCCACUUUCCCCACAAACUCAUGAAUAUUUUCACCACGGCCCAGAAAGGCGGGUGGCGCUCUAAAGAAGCAGCAGAGACGGUCGGCUGGAAAGCAAGUAUCCACGCAGCGAGAGCAACUAUUUCUCCCACGUCCUUAGGAAGGCAGGGAAAGUUUUUCGCUGGAGAGAGGAAAGGGAACCAACUUCGCUGUCUUCUCGGGGGGGUGGGGAGGAAACGACAUCCUGAGCUCCGGAGGUCUCGGGAAAAGAGGAAAACUUGGCAGUGUUACGAUUUAUAAUGCAGGAGGAGGCGGGGGAAAUGGCAACCGAAGCGCUUCCCCGGCUGAAAUCGGAUCCAGAGCUCCCGCCCAGGAAAGGAACAGGGGCGUGUUAUGACGCUGUAGAGGGAGAGGCUUGGAAGCAACCUGCCAGAAGCCGGCAGAAGUUCGUUCCGCUAGGCCGCUUCCCUCCGGCUGCUCAGAAAGGACAGGAAGCCGAGAGUCAUACGGAGAUUAUACAACUCCAGGAAUGCUGAAUAUGGAUGUAGAAAAUCAAUUGGUGCCCCCUCUUCCCAAUGGAUCUGCAUCUGAACAGGAAAAAGGACCAGAUCAUACAACUCCAGGAAUGCUGAAUAUGGAUGUAGAGAAUCAAUCGGUGCUCCUUCGUCCCAAUGGAUCUGCAUCUGAACAGGAAAAAGAACCAGAUGAAACACAAGUAUGCUCUGGAGCAUCAUCUUUACCUACAAGAAUUCCUUCAGAUCCAUCACGGAGAGGGAGAAGAAGGAGGAAGAAAGGAAGGAUUCGAGUACCUUUCAAGACAAUCAAACAGAGAUUAUUGCCAGCUUCCUGUCAAGGCAAAAAGGCAAUAAUUGGAAUUGUCUUUUCUGGCCUCGUCUUUUGCUCUGCCUUUGGCCUGGGAACCUUAGUUUCUAGGUUAAACUGCCAAAAGGAUGCCAUUAAAUGUCCACCUGAUUGGAUUGGACACCAGGGACACUGCUACAAAUUUUCAGACGAGGAAAAGAACUGGAAUGAGAGUCAGAACAUCUGUAUGUCACAUAAUGCUUCUCUGGCCAAAAUUACAGAGGAGGAGAUGGAUUUUGUGAAGAAGUUCAUAAGAGGCGGUGUCUUUUGGAUCGGCCUCAAGAAAGAACUGGAUCAGCUCUGGAAAUGGCUAGAUGGAGAAAAUUCCACGUGCCUUAUGGAAACUCAGAUUCUUCACCUUAGUCUGCAAGAUUGCUCACGCUAAACCUGGUUGCUUCACUUUGAGAUGCACUUCUUUUAUUACUAGAGGCCCACUCAGUUUUUGGAACAGGCUCUAAAUAGGCUGCUCCAUAACUUUGUAUCUGUCAGUCUUUGAACCUGUGUUUCUUUUUCCUUCUGCUAUGGCUUGUAAAGCUCUAUUUUGUACUGCCCACUUUUUAUACAGGGCAUCUUUUAUAAAGUUAUUAUUAUAGGAGGGCCGGGGGGGGGUGAUGGGGAAUGCUGUUUUCACCCUCCCCGGACUCAUAGAGAGGCUCUGGAGCCAGGUGGGAGAGAAAAAUGGGCCUACCGGGCCAUCACGUGCCAAGAGCGAGAGGGGGAGCGGGGGGAUCAUGCACGGGGGCGGGGCGUAUAGAAUUAUGGGUGUGCGACCCACCACCCCCGUUCCUGUCCUAUUGUUUUUCUUUUCUUCUUCCUAUAUAUAUAUAUAUAUGCUUAUACCUCCUAACACCUACUCAUAUAUAUGUUUAUAUACUAUAUAAUCUUUUUGUAUGAUGUGACAGAAUAAAUAAUUAAAUAAAAAUAAAGGUCUACCUUAUAUGCUG
This is a messenger RNA of Ahaetulla prasina, 1824 nucleotides long. Its product is annotated as C-type lectin domain family 2 member D-like. NCBI's taxonomy places the organism in Eukaryota, Metazoa, Chordata, Lepidosauria, Squamata, Colubridae. The coding region runs from base 549 to 1265 and encodes 238 amino acids. The transcript has 9 exons. The record is from RefSeq and is a predicted model, not a curated record.